Messenger RNA from Adineta steineri, 561 nucleotides. NCBI's taxonomy places the organism in Eukaryota, Metazoa, Rotifera, Eurotatoria, Adinetida, Adinetidae. The record is from the annotation of a GenBank genome assembly.
AUGUUACGAGAGUCAUCCACUUGUGAACAAGAAGAAAUCUCAAUCGAACAAAAUUCCAUAUCAUCUACGAAUGAUGAUUUAAAAGAGUUAUGUCUUUUACUUGAUGAAGAAAGAUUUAAAAUGCAUCAAUUAGCUGAACAAUGGAAAAAUUUUGGUACAAGUGCAAUACAUAAACUUGAAACUCAAAUAGUUGAUUAUCAAGAAAAAAUGAACGAUCUUGAACAACGACAAAUCUUAUUAGUAGAAGAAAAUGAAUCUCUUAAAUCUCUUGUUGAUCAAUUAUCAAUAAAUAAUACUGAAUCAACACAAAAAAAAUCUCAACAAAAUAUUUCAACUCAAACAUAUUUUGAAAAACAAGAAUGUAUGAUUGAUGAUCCACUUCAACAACAAAUCUCGCUUCAAAAUAUGUUUGAUGCUAUAAAAACUGCUGAAGUUUAUGAAUCCAUUGGAAAUAUAACUGGUAAUGAUGCAUCAGAAAAAAUUGUUUUAAAAGAAUUUUGUAAUCUCAUUUGGAAAUAUCUUGAAGAACGUUCAAAACCAAAGAGUAGUUGUUUAUUAUAA